Molecule: messenger RNA, 1291 nt
Organism: Thlaspi arvense
Lineage: Eukaryota; Viridiplantae; Streptophyta; Magnoliopsida; Brassicales; Brassicaceae
Source: the annotation of a GenBank genome assembly
CACUAUGUCAUCGAUAGAAGCCAAACUUUGUACAAAAGAUGACGAGGUUGUUGUUUCUAGGGACAUGAUCAGUGCGUUGCCAAACGAUUUGCUCAUCCAGAUUUUGUUGCUUGUCUCGACCAAAGAUGCUGUGGCCACCAUGGUUUUAUCAAAACGAUGGCGUUUUCUCUGGACGGUGAUGCCUAAACUCGAGUACAAAUACACCGAUGAUGAUGGAUGCAAAAGCGUUUGGAAGUUUCUUGAAAAGUCAUUGGAACUUCACAAGGCACCUUUCUUAGAAACUCUAUGUAUCCAACUCGGACAAAGAUUUCCUGAUGGUGAAGAUGUUAGAAAAUGGGUUGCUAGUGCGGUGGAUCGCUUGGUGCGCAAGCUAGACUUGGAGCUUCUUUGGGCCGCAGAGCUUACUAGGUUACCUAAGAGCCUCUACACCAGCAAAACGCUUGUGGAGUUGAAUCUUUCCAACAAGAUCCUUGUGGAUGUUCCUCCCUCAGCUUUCCUCCCCUCUAUCAAAAUAUUGCGGCUUUUCUUUGUUGUUUACAAAGACGAAAACUCGCUUGUCAGGCUUUUAUUAGGUUGCUCAGUUCUUGCUCGAUCGAGAGUGUUCCUCGGCAUCACGGAUUGGAAGAGAGACCCUCUCCCGAUGUGGAAUAUAAAACGUUAUGAUAAGCCACAUAUAUUUGUUCGUUGUCGUGCUCAUGACAAGUUUAUCAGAUGUAUUUCCUUGGUCACUAAUCUCUGUUUACUUUUGAACGAUCCCAAGGUUCUGGAUUUUAGUGGCAAUACCUUCUCUCGGCUUCAACGGUUCAUACUAUAUGCGUUUGGGCAUUUCUGGUUGGAUCUAAUUCCACUAAUUCUCAACAAGUCUCCUAAACUACAGAUUCCUCUAUCUCUUCCCAUUCAAACUUCUCUGAUUAAGACUGCCACCUAUGGGGUGGAUGAAAAUCGCUUUUGCAGGAACUCGACCCAGAUACUUGAGUACCCAUCAGAGUCGUAUGGCUCUGGUACCCAUCACACUUCUUACCUAUCAAGAAGUAGGUGUGUAGGCGCACUGUUAAUAGGAGAUCUUGUGACGAUGUAUGCCUAUUAUCUCCCCAUCGUGAUGAUGUUACAAGAGGAUUUCACAACUCCAAUCGCAAAACUGAAACAGGCAGCUGAAGCCAUGACCGUCGAGAUGCACACCGAUCUGCAUGGGAAGGUACUAAAGGCUGUGAUUGCUUAUAAGAUGAAGCUUUCUUUCACACCAAUAGUUCAAUUAAACCCAGUUUCUGAGAUUUGGAAGACUGCAAUAAGC